Messenger RNA from Arctia plantaginis, 1560 nucleotides. Lineage: Eukaryota; Metazoa; Arthropoda; Insecta; Lepidoptera; Erebidae. The record is from the annotation of a GenBank genome assembly.
AUGAGUGACGUGGAUUUGCCUGCACUGGCCACCAAGCCAGUUUUAACACCGAUAAAAGAAAUAGAUGCAGCAUUGAAAGCAUGCACUUUUGGGAUUUUCCAAAUCAGACUUUUGGCGAUUACUUUCGUGGGCUAUAUGUCAGCGAGUUUGAUUUCCUCUACCACGGGAUACUUACUACCGGUGGCAGAAUGUGAUUUAAAUAUGACAUUAUUACAAAAAGGACUGUUAAAUGCGAUGCCCUACACAGGGAUGUUAUUAUCAGCAAUAAUAGCAGGAUUUUUAACGGAUGCAUUUGGAAGAAAGAUAUUCAUAGUUGUUGGAUUCACAGGCCAAUUCGUAUUCACAGUUGUAGAAGCAUCUAGUCAAACUUACGAACUUCUUGUUGCUGCCAAGUUUUUCGAAGGACUUUUGUUCGCUGCGUGUUUCAGUCCUGUUAUAGCUUUAACAACGGAGUUCUGCAGUAACCACAUCAGGGACCGAGUAAUUUUAUUGCAAUCUUCGUUUGUAGCUAUUUCGCAAAUAUUAGUCACUCUUUUGUCAUGGUGGAUGCUUAUGAAUGACUGGAAAGUGUCUUUCUUUGGAGGAAAAUAUGUGCUCAACACGUGGAAUUUUUAUCUUUACGCCACGUCGUUAUGGCCCCUGGCUGCCUGUGUAAUGUACGGUGUGUUUGUGCCAGAGAGUCCUAAAUAUUUGGUGACGCACGGAAAAUACGAUGAGGCGAGAAACAUUCUGAUUGACGUAUAUGUAAAGAACACAGGAAAACCUGCAGAUACUUAUCCGUUUAAAAAUAUUUGGAAGGACAAAACGAAACAUGCUUUAGACGAAACUUUGGAAUAUCAGGGUGAGCAUACAUUUAAGCAUCACAUCGUGGCAGCUCUUCAUAACGUGAAACCUAUGUUCGAGAAGCCCUUGGUAGUAUAUUUGGCAGCGAUAUGUCUGGCAAAUUAUAUUAUCAUGUCUAUGUAUAAUGUCUUCAGACUUUGGUUCCCACAAUUGUCUGCCAUUGUUGAAAAUUACAAAUCACAGGAUGUACAAGACUUAUGUGUGAUGCUUGAUGCAUAUACGAGCGACCUAAAGGCAAUAAGAAACACUACAGACCUUGAUGUUUGUAUGCCGACAAGGAGUGGUAACGAGACCUACAUAAACAGCAUCAUAGUUGGAUUUGCUUGUUUAGUACCUUAUUUAAUAACGGGUGUACUAGUAAAUAGAGUCGGAAAGAAAAGACUACUAAUGGCAGCUGGGGUAUUAUCAGUGACUGGUACUAUGUGCCUCCGAUGGGCUAACAGCAUAGUUGCUAUAGUUUCCCUAUUUUCAGUAACCAUAGCUGUCUCUCAAAUUAUGUUAAGUUUGAAUCAAGCCUUGACUGUUGAAGUCUUUGGAACAACGACCAGGACAUUUGCAGUAUCUUUGAUGAUGUUCUGGGGUCGUAUCGGUACUUUAAGUGGAAAUGUAGCUUUUCCUAUACUCCUGAACAUUGGUUGUGAAGUUCCUUUCUACACAAUAUCAGGGCUCAUGGUUUGUGUCACAUUUCUGGCUUUAUUUUUGCCUUCGAAGAAGUAG